GUUUAAUUCAGAAACAUCCAAAUUUUCCGUGUAAAAAAUCUUGUAGCAACAAAAAAUGGAAGAAGAAAAAAAAUCAACAUCCUCAAAACUAUCAAAUCGUCUUAAGUAUAAGAAGCCUGAAUCAUCUUCAUCAAAAGUCAGUCUAGAAAGUGUGAAUAGCAAGAAAGAAUCUGAUAAAAGCAAAAAAGAUUCAGAAAAACUCAAAAAAGAAUCAAAAGUCGCCUUAAAAGAAUCAAAAGCCGCCUUAAAAGAGUCAAAAGUCAGCAUAAAAGAAUCAAAAAGCAGCCUUAAAUCAUCAAAACCAAAAGAACCAAAUGAAGAGAAGAAGUUUCUUAAGUUCAAAAAAGCAACAUCUUCUGCUACAAGUCAUCAAAAAGACAAAUUAAAUAGAAGUUCUUCAGAAACAAUUUUUGAUCGUUCUAAACCAAAUAUUGCAUCCAUGAAUGCUGACGAUAGUCUCAUGUACGGUGUUGAUCGCGUAAUUUGCUUCUGGAACUAUGUAAAGCAAUCUAUGAAUAAGAAAGACACUUAAAAAGAAAGAAUUUUACUUCAUUGAAUUUAUAUUCCAAAAACCGUUAAAUAGUAU
Messenger RNA from Chironomus riparius, 586 nucleotides. NCBI's taxonomy places the organism in Eukaryota, Metazoa, Arthropoda, Insecta, Diptera, Chironomidae. The record is from the annotation of a GenBank genome assembly.